Pongo pygmaeus (Bornean orangutan) is the source of this 1059-nucleotide messenger RNA. It is a transcript of the gene OOEP, whose product is annotated as oocyte expressed protein. Lineage: Eukaryota; Metazoa; Chordata; Mammalia; Primates; Hominidae. Gene Ontology annotation, molecular function: RNA binding. The coding region runs from base 381 to 830 and encodes 149 amino acids. Gene Ontology annotation, cellular component: protein-containing complex. The transcript is spliced from 3 exons. The record is from RefSeq and is a predicted model, not a curated record. Gene Ontology annotation, biological process: establishment or maintenance of apical/basal cell polarity; embryonic pattern specification.
UGAUUCCCAGUCUAUUAAUAGAGUCGUCAAUUCAAACUCACAGUUAAUCAGCUAUAAGGUGGGCAGAGGACUUUCAGGCUAAGCAUACCUUAUGAGCAGAGAUGACGAAGGAGAGCAUUGGAGACCCAACAGGAGGCCAAAUGAAUACUAGUUCAAGGUCAAAGAGGCAAUCCCGGCGAUUGAGGCAGCGCAGGAAGUGUCCAAUGUGCCUCUAUGACGGGACGUCGAUUGCAGCCGCUCACCCAGACGCGGUGCGAGGCGCCGCCGGAAGGGGUGGAGCGGAUCGAAUAUGGUAAAAGAGAGCCCGAGCUUCGCGCCUGGGUCUGGAGGAGGUCUCGCGAAAGCCGCCUCGAGCGCGCUCCGCGGCUGCUGGUCCCAGUAUGGUUGAUGAUGCUGGUGCCGCUGAGUCCCAGCGGGGCAAACAGACUCCGGCCCACUCCCUGGAGCAGCUGCGUAGGUUACCACUUCCGCCGCCACAGAUUCGCAUCCGGCCCUGGUGGUUUCCGGUGCAGGAACUGAGAGACCCUUUGGUGUUCUACCUAGAGGCAUGGCUGGCAGACGAGCUCUUUGGCCCAGACCGAGCCAUAAUUCCAGAAAUGGAGUGGACGAGCCAGGCCCUGCUGACAGUGGACAUAGUGGACUCAGGGAACCUAGUCGAAAUCACCGUUUUCGGGCGGCCCCGUGUACAGAAUCGGGUGAAGAGCAUGCUCCUGUGCCUGGCAUGGUUUCACCGGGAACACCGUGCCCGAGCUGAGAAGAUGAAACACCUUGAGAAGAACUUGAAGGCCCAUGCAUCAGACCCCCACUCUCCCCAGGAUCCUGUUGCUUAAGACAACAUAGUUACUGUUGGGAACAUCUUAACUUUCUAACUUUGGCUGCUAAAGUUGAAGAGAAGCAAGUAUAGCAUUCCUAAAUCCCUGUAUUCCUUUUUCCUGUGUCUUGAUGGAAUGUGGUUUAUUUUGUUGCAAGAGUGAGUUUAAACUGUUCUAAUAAAGAAAUGGCUAUUUUGCCAAAAGCAUUAAGAUCUUCACACACUUAUAAUAAAGCAAAUUUAUAAAA